AUGAUAAAAGCAUCUGAGUUAAUAGACUUUGUUUCCCCCCCAGUUCAAAUAAAUAUUCCGUUUCUUCUGUCAUCGUCGCUCGCUGUUGAGACUUCCUUCCUUCCUCCCGCUGCUUCUGUGCUCAUUCACUGUAUUUCCUUCCGUCAAUCUACGACGAACAUUUGUCUUCGACUCACGCACGUAAUCGCCGACGGAGGGCCAACCAUUUUGGAUUCUUCUUCUUCCUCGGAUUUUUCUUCUUUUCAUCGAAUUCUUUUUCUUCUUUUUUUUUUUCUGAUUCAUCUUCGGAUCUUUCUUCUUCUUUGGAAUGUUUUUCGGAUUCUUCUCCUUUCUUAUAUUCUUCUUCUUCUUUUCAUCGGAUUCCUUUGCGGAUUUUUCUUCUUCUUUGGAUUCUUCUUCUUUUCUUGUUUAUUGAAUCCAUUUAAUUCUUUUUCGUUCUUCUUCGUUUUCGGAUUCUUCUUCUUCUUCUUCAUAGAUUCAUGUUGUUGUUGUUGUUCGGAUUCUUCUUCUUCUUCUUCUUCUUCUUCUUCUUCUUCUUCAGAUUUUAUUCUUGUUUUUUCGGUUUCUUUUUUCUUCUUCUUUGUAAUCUUCUUCUUUUGGGUUCUUUUCUUGUUCAUUGAAUCCAUUUACUUCUUUUUCGUAUUCUUCUUCUCUUCUUCUUCUUCUUCAUCGGACUCUUUUUCUUCUUUAUCGGAUUCUUCUUAUUAUUAUUCAUCGGAUUACUGUUCUUCUUCUUUAGAUUUUUCUUCUUCAUUGGAUUCUUCAGUUUCUUCUUCUACAUUAGAUUCUUCAUCUUCUUGUUCGGAUUCUUCUUCUUUAUAUUUUUCUUCUUCAGGUUCUUCUUCAUCGGAUCCUUCUUCGUCGGAUUCUUCUUCUUCUUCUUCUUCUUCUUCUUCUUCUUUUCUUCUUCUUCUUUUCUUCUUCUUCUUCUUUUUCUUCUUCUUCUUCUUCUUCUUCUUCUUCUUCUUCUUCUUCUUCUUCUUCUUCUUCUUUUCUUCUUCUUCUUCAUCGCAUUCUUCAUAUUCUUCUUUUUCGGAUUCUUCUUCCAUAGAUUCUUCUUUGGAUUCUUCUUUUUCGGGUUCUUCUUCUCAUCAUCUUCAUCACCAUCAUCAGUCUUAUGACCGUCCUCGUGUGGGCUCGGCCCAAAAUAUGCCCUUUUUGAACCCGUAUAAACGGGUUCAGGGUCGGUUUACCUCCCCGAAAAGAACUCCGCCCUUCGGCGUAGCCUCGUUCGGGUUCCUCCCCCCGAAGGCAGAGAGUUCAACCGAUCAGCCGGCCACAACAUCUAUCUAUCUAUCUAUCUAUCUAUCUAUCUAUCUAUCUAUCUAUCGUUAUGGACUUUCCCAGCUAUAA
This is a messenger RNA of Acanthosepion pharaonis, 1353 nucleotides long. The record is from the annotation of a GenBank genome assembly. Lineage: Eukaryota; Metazoa; Mollusca; Cephalopoda; Sepiida; Sepiidae.